This is a messenger RNA of Ostertagia ostertagi, 546 nucleotides long. NCBI's taxonomy places the organism in Eukaryota, Metazoa, Nematoda, Chromadorea, Rhabditida, Trichostrongylidae. The record is from the annotation of a GenBank genome assembly.
AUGUCGCGUAACUGUGAUCUGAAACAACUGCGAGGAAACUCGCCGUUGAAGAAGGAGAAAAUCUUAUUCAAAUAUGAUAUUGUGGGUGCCAAGCUAGUUGUAACUGAAGAAAAGCAAAGGAAAUUAGUAGGCCAAAAGGAGCCCUCUUCACCAGCCUUCGACGAGGGAAAGAAAACUCAUCAGCAAUGUAAGGGUGGAAGACUGCGGCAACCGUGCGGUAGACGACAGCUAGAUGUCGUAGACCCUGCAAACGCCUUGCCCAAGGGAGUUGUCAAGAUGAUAUCGAUCGUUUUAUUCCCUGCAGAAAUGCUUGUUAGCUUCACCGCACGCACGGUGAUUGGUAGCUAUGCUGCCGAUGAAUGCCUAAUCAGCCGUGGGAUCUUUAAGCUGGUAUCAUUGGCCAUGGCGGACCUAAUUGUUGGCACUUUUGUGAUGCCAUUCAGUAUUUACCUCUCAUUGGAGCAGUACAUAAAAUUGCUUCAGGGGCUCCGGAAUGUCGAACAGCUCAGCAUCACUACACAUACACGAGACGAGAAUGACGUUUGA